CGGUGCACUUUUCAAGUCCGAACGGAUGAGUGGGUCGUUGCGUCGGAGUCGCACCGAGUGGCAAUCGACCGGUGCUACGGGAAGCCCCGAGCUUUUAUUCCGCACAACGCGCACAGUGCGCUUUGCGUCUUCUUCGCGUGUAACGUCCGUAAAAAUCACGCGACGAUCUCAUUAUUGGGGUCGUGAUGUACAAACCGACCGCGGUAUCCGUGCGAACUGUGCUUUUUGACCGAGAAAAAAAAGUCACGUCCCGGACGUCAUUUGGUCCAGGCCGCACGCCGUAGAUGUAGUUCAACGCCGAGUCCAACGUGGCGGCUGCCCUUCAAAAUAAAAGAUUAAAAAAUCCGGCAGCGCAAGCAAAGUUCCGAGAUAAAAGUUUGGACCACUGCGGUUUGAAUAAGAAGUCUUAUUCGUCAGCUUUAUGUGACGGCUGCCAGGAAAUCGAGAACGUGCAUCCAUGAGGUAUAGUGUAAUGUGUCGCAAAAAUAUAGGGAGGAGGACGAGGACGAGGAGGAGGACGAGGAGGAAGGACAAGUUAAAAAUGAGUUGCAGUGACACGGGGCUUCGUCGACUGAAAGGACAGACGACGAUGAGCUGUCUGUCCAAAGUUGAAGCUCGACUGCCAAGCUUCCUUAAAGCACACUUCCUUGGUCUUUUAUUCUGAAAAGAGGAUGUUAUUGUGCUGAUAGCGCCGCUUGACGGAGGACGAAGACACGGCAGCGGCAAACUGUUUGGGGCAAUCAUCGACAACCAGGUUCAUUUUUUUUUGGGGGGGGGGGCAAUCUUCGACAUCCAGGAUGAAGUUGCGAGUUCGCAUCUGCAGGCACACCAGCAAAGUGGACGUCGUGGGCCCGGAAUCGACCCUGGAGGAGCUCACGGAGCACAUCCGAGACGUCCUGCUGCCCGGACGCGGAUUCAGUCCCGAUGUGACCUUUGGCCUUUCUCUCAACGGCACCGAGCUCCUCGCUGACACGGGUCAGAAGUUGUCAUCGUGCGGCGUCGUCCCGGGAGACCUCAUCCGCGUCCUGCUUCCCGACGACGACGACGACGCUCCCCCGGGGGACGCCGCCGGCCGGCUCCCCGCCGACCCCUCGACCGGCGGCGCGACCUCCGGCCCGCCGUGUCGCCCCGCCCCCCCCGCGUGGGAACGUCGGACGCCGCCGACCCUCGCCUGGGAGCCCAUGCUCUGCGGCGAGGCCGGCAAAGGUCAGGCGCCGCGCUCGCUGGAGCUGCUGUACCGCGCCGCCCACGUAACCUGCCCCGCUGACGCCAUCGUGGUGGCCGCCCACCUCCUCAUGCUGGAGACCGGAUUCACGCCGCAGGACGCCGAGGCGAAGCCCGGCGAGAUGCCGACCGGAUGGCGGUCGUCCGGCGGCGCCUACAGACUUCAGUACGCUCACGCGCUUUGCGAAAGGGGCGUGGUCACGGUGGUGGCGGUGCCCAUGAGCCCCGUGCUCGUCAUCGAAGCCAUCCUGCAGGUGGCCGACAGCGCCAGCAUGGUGGCCAAAGUCUGCGUGGACCCCGGCGGCUUCGUGACGGAGGCGUGGCCGGGAGCGAGCGCGGCGUCCGCCUUCAGCAGUCUCAGUCGACUGUCGCGAGUCUUCAAGGACCAGCUGGUGUACCCGCUGAUCGCCGCCACGCGGGAAGCGUUGCGCCUGCCGGCGGCGUUCGGCCUGUCGGCGUUGCCUCCGGAGUUGCUCCUCGUGGUGUUGCGCCUGCUGGACGUCGUCUCCGUGGUGCGCGCGUCGGCCGUGUGUCGACGCCUCAACGCCGCCGCCGCCGACGCCGCGCUCUGGAGGCAUCUGGUGCGCCGAGACUUCAGCGAUCACAAAUGGCAAGGAGAGACCAACUGGAAGGAGCUUUACAAGAGUUUCUACAAGUUCCGCCACAAGCGAGGCUGCGUGGAGCGUCCGUGCUCCCUCCCCCCUUUCAUCCACCGCCCCGUCUUCGGCCCGGUCCCCGCCCCCUACCCGCCCGUCCCCGGCAUCAUCGGCGGAGGCUACGACCAGCGACCGACGGCCUCGCCGCACGGAGCGCCGCCCGCGCCUCGCUACGACCCCGUCGGCCCGCUCCUGCGCGGCGAGAGGCGCCGGCGCAGCGACCCCCGACCCCCGGCCGGCGGAGUCAGGCCGGGCGACGUCCGCAGGGGCUUCAUCUGACCCGGGGCCGGGCCCCGGUCCGGAUCCGGCGUGGCGACGGGCCUUCGCGACCGGGCGGUCCGCACACAAACAUGCUACGAGCUGAGAGUUGGGGCUGUUCGGCAUUCCGGUGAAAUUUUCAGAUGAACCGAACGUGCACAAAAGGCGACACCCGCAAAUUUCCCAUGAAGAUGUUUUGGGGUCCGGGGUGGGCUAACCAAAAGUGCUGGGCUCGAGCAUGAAAAUGGGGACGGGGCAAGUUUGCCUUUUCAACCAAAGUGGUGCUUUGACGCCAUUUUGGGAGUUUGCCUUUUCAGAUUGGCCCAAGAACUGAUUGACGAUCGGUGGAAACGCCGUGUGAAUCUUUUUUUUUUUUUUUUUGGUGGUGGUGGUGGUGGUGGUUAGUAGUCAAGGACUUUUCGAUUUGAUGUUUUCAAGAAAUAGUCCAAACGGAUCGGGACCGGCCAUCGACGGCUUAAAAGUAGCGCAAGAGUGACGUUUGGGAUUUUGACGUGCAAAAGUGCGGACAUAUUCCGUCCGGACAAGUUCCUUGCCGUGCGUUUGAGGUUCAUCGGAAAUUUGACGCGAAAGCCCAACGUUGCGCUUUUUGGGAGGUGCGGUGUGUUCAUUCGGUGCCGCUUGGGGGCCCUUCGCCAUUUCCUGCGCGCGUGUUGAAUAUUUGGGGCGAGCUGCCGCGCUGACUUCAUUAAAGCAAACGUUUGACAUUU
This is a messenger RNA of Syngnathoides biaculeatus (alligator pipefish), 2866 nucleotides long. RefSeq names its product F-box protein 7 (gene fbxo7). The record is from RefSeq and is a predicted model, not a curated record. The transcript has 10 exons. Gene Ontology annotation, molecular function: protein kinase binding. Gene Ontology annotation, biological process: positive regulation of autophagy of mitochondrion; autophagy of mitochondrion. Lineage: Eukaryota; Metazoa; Chordata; Actinopteri; Syngnathiformes; Syngnathidae. The coding region runs from base 798 to 2159 and encodes 453 amino acids.